AUGUCAGAAGAUGUUAGAAAAUAUAAAGCUUUCCCUUUGUGGGUCACACUGUUCUUAUUUGAGGCGUCAUUAGGGGUCUCCACACUAGAUGAUGAGAGAUCAGAGCAGUGGCACAGUAAAGUUUGCAAAUGUGAUUGUCAAGGAAGUCCUGAUGGCGAAUGGUCCCGUGAAGGCAGUCUCUUAGAGUGUAUCCCAGAGUGUCCCUAUCACAGACCCCUUGGAUUUGAGUCAGGAGCUGUUACUCCAGACCAGAUAAGCUGCUCUAAUCCAGAGCAGUACACCGGAUGGUAUUCUUCUUGGGUUGCCAACAAGGCCCGACUCAAUGGCCAAGGCUUUGGGUGUGCCUGGCUCUCCAAAUUUCAAGACAAUAGCCAGUGGCUGCAGAUUGACUUGAAGGAGAUCAAAGUUAUUUCAGGGAUACUCACACAAGGACGCUGUGAUGCAGAUGAAUGGAUGACAAAAUACAGCGUGCAGUACAGGACUAAUGAGAAUCUGAAUUGGGUUUACUACAAGGACCAGACCGGAAACAAUCGGGUUUUCUAUGGGAACUCAGAUAGAUCGUCCACUGUCCAGAACUUCCUGCGCCCUCCCAUUGUCUCACGCUACAUUCGACUCAUACCGCUGGGCUGGCAUGUGCGUAUCGCCAUCCGGAUGGAGCUGCUUGAGUGCAUGAGUAAAUGUGCAUGAUGCCAAACCA
Molecule: messenger RNA, 697 nt
Organism: Alligator sinensis (Chinese alligator)
Lineage: Eukaryota; Metazoa; Chordata; Crocodylia; Alligatoridae
Gene: RS1
Product: retinoschisin 1
Exons: 6
Coding region: 1-687 (228 amino acids)
Source: RefSeq, a predicted model, not a curated record